CGGUGUGCGGAGCGGCAUUUCCACAUUCAAAAGCCGUCAAGAGACGCUUCUGAUGGGAGACACGGUUUUCCUGAGUCCGCAUUAAAGAGAUCAUUUGAUGAUGAAGUCGAGGAGGACACGCCAUACAUCUCUACAGCUUCUCCCGUCUCUCCCCCCAUAUCCUCCUCUUCCUGCAAUUAUUUCCUCCAUCACGACAAAGCCAGAGAAGGAAAGGGAGGAGGCGGCCAUUCGACUCCCUUUUCCUUCAACAACACCAUGACCCCUCCUCCCCACUCCCAGAUUCACAUGGGUUACAGUCCCAGCUCUGUGCUCAAAACUUGCAGUGUUCGGGGCAGUUUUUCCUUCAAUCGAGGUACCACAGCCUGGUCAGUCAUCCAGAACAACGGCUCUUCUGUGACCAGAGCCGCCUCGUUUCAAAGCAGGCCCAACCCCACCAUAUGCUCACAGGAGUCUAAACGGGCCAGUGACAAUGACGGCCUUCACAGCUCUGCAUUUAAUCUGGAGUAUUCUUGUGGGGGAGGGCCUGUCAACCGACCGCUGUUUUCUCAGUGCCCCCCAUCUCAAAGGGAGUCCCAUGGACCCCAGCAUCCCCAACAACAUCUUGAAUCAAAUAAAUUGAAGCUUUCCUUCCAUGGGACUGUUAUAAAGUCUGACCCACAAGGUGGUAUUCUGGAUGGUCAAGAGCAUCUGGACAAGAACUUUGGUUUAGUGUCAUUCCAAGAUUUCCAAAACCCAAAUGAUGGAGUUGGAUUAUUGGGAUCGCAGAGAGAUGUUAAUGGAAAAAAGUAUGUUGAUGAUAGUGCUAACUGGAAUGGUCAGCUGUGCAAUGCCAGUGCCCUUGGAGAAGAUAGUUUUAAAAAAGCUGGUCAACAUGUGACCCAGGUCCUUAAGUCUUCGCUGUCAAAGCCCAAAGAAAUUCCACGCCUCAACAAGUUCCCGUUGGAUUUAGACAAGUUAGUUAGCAGCAAGCCAACAGCUUCCCCAACCACUGAAUCAGAAUCCAUGAGCUUAAGCACCUCAGCAAGUCCACCACAAAGGCCCUGUAGCCUCCAGAACCGCCCUCAUGACUCCUCGACAGCAACCAGCCCAUCAGCCUCUCUCAGCAGUCUGGACAGUUCCUUUUACAGACAAAAUAGCUCCUUUAGGUGCCCUCUGUCACUAUCCUCCCAGUCUUCUCCAAAUUCACCCGUCCCAGAGAUGAGGGGCUCUACUGUACCCCUUUUUUCAUCGCAUAGCUUUCAGAUGGAUAUUCCGUCAGCCUUUCAGGCUGCCACCAGUCUGCAUAGUCCUUCAAGCCCUUCAGUCACCUCCAGCCUCGGAGUUACUGGAUCUUUGGAAGAUGAUGGAGAAGAAGAAACAGAUAGUGUAGACUUGAUCUUACAGAGGAUUGCUUCUUUUUCCUGGCCUGUCAUCACUGAUGGUGAGGUCAAAACACAGAAACCUGUCCAAAGCAAUGGGGAGUUACCUUCUCAAUUUUGGGGUUCCACUGGAAGCAAACAUACGGUUACUUACCCAUGGAAGGAGGGAAAAGCUAACUGUAGAGGAAUCAACCAAGAGGCCAUUUCCUCCACAGAACAGGAAGUGCAUGACAGUUGGAGACAGCCCUCACAUAGACUUCCUGCUCUGUGGUGCAUAUGUGCAGACAGCUGCACCUUCUCCUUAGGAACGACUGCAGAGUGCGAGACAGACCCGUUCACCUCAAUGGAGGACAGAGGGGAGAGGGAUGCUGGCAUCAUGACAGAAAACACCAAAGAGGAGAGCAAAGUAGAGGAGACCCUGCAGCCUGCUGCAGCCGAGACAGCGGACCGCCUGGAGGCUGAUGCAGAGACAGAGAAGAACCAACGGCAAGAGGACACGGAGCAGAUGGAAGCGGACUUGAAGGUGCAGCUCUGUGAGUCUCUCACUGACCUGCAGACAGGCUUCAUCCAGGGCGCCGACCUGUUCGGCUAUGUGGGCAUCGAGUCUGUCCUGGACCAGAUGAGGCGCAAGACCAUAAAGGCUGGUUUUGAGUUCAACAUCAUGGUGGUUGGUCAGAGUGGUCUGGGAAAGUCGACGCUGGUCAACACUUUGUUCAAGUCCAAAGUCAGCCGAAAGUCCUGCACAGCCAACUAUGAAGAGAAGAUCUCCAAAACAGUCCGGCUGCAUGCCGUCAGUCACGUGAUCGAAGAAAAGGGCGUGAAGAUGAAGCUGACUGUGAUUGACACUCCAGGAUUUGGAGACCAGAUCAACAACCAGAACUGCUGGGAGCCCAUAGAGAAGUAUGUGAAUGAGCAGUAUGAGAAGUACCUGAGAGAGGAGCUGAACGUCAACCGCAAGAGGAGGAUACCAGACAGCAGAGUCCACUGCUGCAUCUACUUCCUCCCUGCUAGCGGGCACAGGUUGCGCCCCAUCGAUGUGGAAUUCAUGCAGCGGCUGGGUAAGAUUGUGAGCAUCGUUCCAGUCAUCGCCAAAGCAGACACCCUGACUGUGGAGGAGCGGCAGGAGUUCAAAGAGAGGAUCAGAGAGGAUCUGGAAGCCAACAGCAUCCGCGUUUACCCCCAGAGAGAGCUUGAUGAGGAUCCAGAGGACCGCCUCCUCAAUGACCGAAUCAGGGACAGCAUCCCCUUCGCUGUGGUGGGGACUGACAAAGAGCACCAGGUGAACGGACACAAGGUGCUUGGUCGGAAGACAAAGUGGGGGAUCAUUGAAGUGGAAAAUGUGGCGCACUGUGAGUUUGCCAACCUGAGGGAUUUGCUCAUCAGGUCUCACCUGCAGGACCUGAAGGAUGUGGCUCACAACGUGCACUACGAGACGUACAGAGUGCGCCGACUGAACGAGAGUAACAUGAACCUCAGUGACCUGGUUCUGUCCAGCUGGCCUCUCCAGAACCAAACGGAUAAAUGUGAAACUGAAAGCCAACUCUGAUCUUUUUCUACCAUGACCCCGCCCUGAGGCUUCUGAAGUUCUGCUCGCACAGACCAGAUCAAACCGAGACAUGACCAUCUCUUCCAGUAUGGGAGCAGUUAGUGGAUCCAUCAUUCCUCAAGGUUUAGUGGUGUUUACUCAUAGAUCUAUGAUAUGAUAGAAUGGGAGGUGGACAACCCCCAGGUUCUACAUGACACAUUUUCUUAUGCCAAAAAAAUAGUAGGCUAAUUCUAAAGGCUGUGUGAACAAAUGUGUGGAAAUGUCUCUUAUGGAGUUUGCUGUCAUCCCUGCUAGCACAGUUUUUAUUUUCAAAAUCUAUCAAACAGGUGAGAAAAAACAGAUUCAUGUUCAGCCACAACCAGCUUAGCAUUACCUCUAUACAUGUCACUUCAUAAAUGCUAUUCUCUGUAUUUUACUGAUGGCAGAAAAUGUCACUGCAAGGAUUUUACUUUGGAAGUUUGGACUUUUCUAUUCUUUGUUCCGUUUAACUGCCAGUCGUUCCUUUCUCUAGUCAGACUGCAGGUCUACACAGACACUGUGGGUGGACUGAGAAUGUUUGGAUUGUGACCCGGUUUCAGACUUCUAACUCAAUAUUAAAGUGCCAAGACAAAGAGAAAUCAUUGUAUUCUCACAUUUGUUUCAUCAGUAUUGUUUUGGAAAAUUGCUUAAAGUCCUCCUCUGAUAAAAUCCUGUUUUUAGAGUUUCUAA
Messenger RNA from Oryzias melastigma (Indian medaka), 3612 nucleotides. RefSeq names its product septin 12 (gene septin12). The record is from RefSeq and is a predicted model, not a curated record. Gene Ontology annotation, biological process: cytoskeleton-dependent cytokinesis. The transcript is spliced from 12 exons. Gene Ontology annotation, molecular function: GTP binding; GTPase activity; molecular adaptor activity. Bases 256 to 2904 code for a protein of 882 amino acids. NCBI's taxonomy places the organism in Eukaryota, Metazoa, Chordata, Actinopteri, Beloniformes, Adrianichthyidae. Gene Ontology annotation, cellular component: septin complex; cell division site; septin ring.